Xenopus laevis (African clawed frog) is the source of this 3186-nucleotide messenger RNA. It is a transcript of the gene ado.L, whose product is annotated as 2-aminoethanethiol (cysteamine) dioxygenase L homeolog. NCBI's taxonomy places the organism in Eukaryota, Metazoa, Chordata, Amphibia, Anura, Pipidae. Gene Ontology annotation, molecular function: oxidoreductase activity, acting on single donors with incorporation of molecular oxygen, incorporation of two atoms of oxygen. Gene Ontology annotation, cellular component: mitochondrion. The record is from RefSeq and is marked predicted.
UGCACGCAGCACGGGAUGAGCUCCUUGCGGAAACACUGACAGGGGAGGGAGAUGCCUCGGGACGAGAUGAGUUCUCUAAUACAGAAGGUGGCUCGCCAGGCCCGGCAGACUUUUCGCAGCACAGGAGGAGGCGGCGCGGGUCCGUCGGCGGAGAGCUUGGGACAGCUGCGGAAACUCGUGAGUCAGGUGCGGGCGGAAGAUGUGGGUCUGGGAGCGAGUCGGCCCCGGAGCUCGGGAGGGAAGGGCCCGCCUGUGACUUACAUGCACAUCUGUGAGACGUCGUGCUUCAGCAUGGGAGUGUUCUUGCUCCGCCCCGGCGCCUGUAUCCCGCUGCACGACCACCCGGGGAUGCACGGCCUGCUCAAGGUGCUUUACGGCAAACUCCGCAUUAACGGCUUCGAUCGUCUGGAAGCGUCAGAGCCCCCCGAAGCCCUCGCUUUCUCCCCUCCGCUGCUCCCCUAUCAGUACAACUCUGUGCGCCGGGCAGCGCUCCGCUCCGUGGGGGAGUUCGGGGAUAACAGUCCCCCCUGCCUGUUGGCUCCGCACCGGGAGAACCUGCACCAGAUCAGCGCUGAGGAUGGACCCGCCGCCUUCCUGGACAUCCUGGCGCCCCCGUACGACCCCGCGGAUGGGAGAGAUUGUCACUACUAUCAGCUCAUUCACCCCGCCGCCUCCCCCGCACCUGCCUCCGCCGCUGCCCCCGGGGAAACUGAGGGACCCGCCGCCGCUUCGGACAACUGUGCCGGGGGAGCCGCCCAGAAGGAAAUCUGGCUCCUGGAGAUCCCACAGCCCGAGGAUUUCUGGUGCGGGGGAGAAGCCUACCCAGGCCCCAAAGUGUCUAUAUGAUGAUUGUCAUUAUCCAAACACAACUCAUCUACUGGGACAGCACAGACCCCCCAACAGCUUUCCCUCAGGGGAUCCCACCAAUCUCCUAUACACAACUCAUCCAUAGGGUCUCAGCACAGACCCCCGGCUAAUGCAAAUGGACUUUACAGCCAGACCCCCAGUAGGGCCACAAGUUUCAUUUGUGCGUGGCCCCUGCAAGUCAUCAACAUGGUCUUCCCUCUACUACCAGGCAGGCUACGGUUAUGACCCUCACUAGCCCUGAUAGGGCCUCCAGAAGCUUCAUCAGAAGGGUUGUCUACUGCACAGAACUCAUCUGCUGGGUGUCACUGCACAUGCCCAACUACCACAAAAAGGACAGUAAGCUACUGACCCUCUGUCAUCCUGACCCUUGGUUGUAAUAGCGUAAAGAACUCAUCUGCUGGGUCUCGCUGCACAGGUCCCACUAUUACAAGCAUUCGGACCCUCACUAGCCCGGGAAACUUAAUCCAAAGGGCCUUCGUCUCCUACCACACAGAACUCUUCUGCUGGGCCUCCCUGCACAAGCCCAACUACCACAAAAAGGACAGUAGGCUACUGACCCUCUGUCAUCCUGACCCUUGGUUGUCCUAGCAUAAAGAACUCAUUUGCUAGGUCUCUCUGCACAGGCUCCACUACUUCAAGCAUUUUGACCCUCGCUAGCGCUGAUAUGAGCUCCAGAAGCUUCAUCCGAAGGGCCUUAGUUGCCUACCACACAGAAAUCACCUGCUGGGUCUCACUGCACAAGCCCAACUACCACAAAAAGGACACUAUGCGUUUCAGAAGGGGCCUUGGUCAUCCUAGAGCAAAGAACUCCGGGGAUCCAGAAGCUUCACCAGAAGGGCCUUCGUCGCCUACUGUACAGAACUCAUCUGCUGGGUCUUGCUGCAGAGGCCCCACUACUACAAGCAUUUUGACCCUCGCUAGCCCUGUUGGGGGUUCCACAAGCUUCAUCCGAGGGUCAUAGGUCAUCUGCUGGCUCUGGCUGCCCAGCUCCCACUUCAGAAGUAUGGGUAAAUGGGAGACUCCACAUCUUCAACUGAUGGUCAGUUUGUUUGCUACAGAAAACUCAGCAGUUAUGGUUGGCCCUUACAGGGCCUGAAAGUAUCAAUCUUAUGGGCACAUGUUCAUUUGUAAUUCAAUAACUCAUAUGCUGGGUCAUUCUGCACUUGUUCCAGUAGUACUAAGGGUAGUCAUGAGCCUCCUUAUUGGCCACAUCUUCAUCAGUUCGAUGUUCCACGUCACAUCUGGGUUCACUGGCAUAGACCUUCCUUCCAACUACAUCCGGAGGAGAACUCUGUCCUUACAUGGGCCACAAUGUUCCUCAGUGAUCCCUAUUUGUCUACACAGAAAUCAUCAGCUAGCAGCCCAAAUACUACAACACUUCAACCUGGGGCCUCAAGAAUCCACUUUACCCCUCUUUUCUGACUUCAUUGGGUCUACAGUGAUGAACCUAAAGGAUUGGGUUUCUGACUUCAUAAGAUUUUCACUAGGCCCAACUUCUGAAACUGACUGCCCAUAGAUCUGAAUUGUUGACCCUUCCAUGAAUAUUCCAACGGCCACUUUGCAGGAAUAACCAUGGUAUAGGGGUGUAGCAUGGUGCAACUGUCAUCUGAAACACUUAGGGGGGUAUAGAGGGCCAGUUAAAUUGCAAUGUAAACUAUAUUAUGUGGGGCAGGCUGGCUGAUAUUUGAUUGGGGUGUAAAGUCUUGUAAACCACACACUACCCUUGUAUAUAGUCUUAAAAUGACGUUUUACAUUUCCAAAAGGCAGUUUUACCUCUUUUUGGGUUGUCAAGUAUAAGCAUGUAUGGUUUGUCCCUAAAAAGGACAUGUUAACUCUUCAGCACUUGCUAAGGAUGCUUCAAGUUGCUUAGUCCAUCUUGAAAUAUAUAUAUAUAUAUAUAUAUAUAUAUAUAUAUAUAUAUAUAUAUAUAUAUAAUAACCCUAUCUUUUUUUUUUUAAUUUAAACCAGCAGAUACCCCCUUAAUCUACCCCAGCCUGCCCCUUUGGAUUCCUAAUUACAGCACUUAUUCAAAAGCCACCCUUCUCCACUUUUUCUUCCUCUAAUGCCAGUGCUUCCCACCAAUCCUAUCAGACGGAUUUUGCGGAUUAGAAGUAAAGUUUGGGUUGCUGUGUAGCCCUCCGGCUGCUGUUAUUUUAUUAAACAGAUGUUUGUGUACCUUCUCUUUGCAGGUGGCUUCUUGUAACACAUAACCCAGUGCUGUGCUGUCUGCCAGUUCCCAUUGGUCUGUAACAUUUCUCAGCCUGUAGUCUCAUGACAUCAUCAGUACGGAAAUGGAUUAAAGCAUGAUUGUUUACCAGC